CGUAAAGAGGGGGGCCUUGGGACUCAACGUGUACCGCCAAAAUUCAAGUGAGAAGAACAGCGGCAGUAAGUUGGUCGAUCCCGUACUUACUGUAACAUCUAUAUUCAUCCAAAUACCGUAAGCAGUGCUCAGAAGGAGCUAGACAGGGGUCGGCUGUGAAAUGCACAUCAAGUCAAUCGUCAUCGAAGGAUUCAAAUCCUACGCACACCGGACAGAGAUCAACGGCUUCGACCCUCUCUUCAAUGCCAUCACUGGUCUAAACGGGAGCGGCAAGUCGAACAUCUUGGACUCCAUAUGUUUUCUCCUAGGCAUUACCAACCUUUCCCACGUUCGAGCUUCCAACCUUCAGGACCUCGUCUACAAAAAUGGACAGGGUGGUAUCACCAAAGCCACUGUGUCCAUCACAUUUGACAACUCGAACAAAAGCCAGAGUCCUUUGGGAUUUGAGACCCACGAUGAAAUCACAGUCACCAGACAGGUUGUAAUCGGUGGCCGGAACAGGUAUGUCAUCAAUGGUGUCAAUGCUAACAACACCAGAGUUCAAGACCUGUUCUGCUCUGUUGGCCUCAAUGUCAACAACCCACAUUUCCUCAUCAUGCAGGGAAGGAUCACCAAAAUUCUGAACAUGAAGCCACCAGAGAUCCUUGCUAUGAUCGAAGAAGCUGCAGGGACCAGGAUGUACGAGUGUAAAAAGAUUAGUGCUCAGAAGACCAUUGAGAAGAAAGAAGCCAAGCUGAAGGAGAUUCACACUAUUCUGGAUGAAGAAAUUACUCCAACCAUGCAGAAACUACAAGAGGAGCGAUCGUCGUACCUGGAGUACCAAAAACUGAUGCGUGAGAUCCAACACCUGUCACGCUUGUACGUGGCCUGGUUGUUUGUGUGCGCUGAGGAGACCAAGGUGAAGUCUGCAGAGAAUCUGAAAGUGAUGCAGGACAACAUUGCUAAGAUGCAAGCAGCCCUGACCGAGAACGAAAGCAAAGUACGGGAGCUCUCGGCCCAGAUUGAGCAACUGGAGGCCAAAAGAAACCAGGAAGUGAAUGGCGUAUUAAAAUCUCUGGAGGAAACACUGGCCAACGUGCAGCGCGUGGAUGCCAAAGCUCAAAGUGCCCUGGAUCUGAAAAAACAGAACCUUGAAGAUGAAACCAAGAAGAGGGAAGAGCUUGUCAAGAAUAUGCAGGAGGACAAGAAGAUGCUUUUGGUGAAAGAAAAAGAGGUGUCCAAGGUGAUGGAGAAACUCCAGGCUCUAAAGGAGGAAGGCCAGAAGGACAGCGCAGACCUGGAGGCAGCAGAGCAACAUUUUAAGGCUGUGUCUGCCGGCCUGUCUACCAAUGAGGAUGGAGAGGAGGCCACGCUGGCCAGUCAGAUGAUGGCCUGCAAGAAUGACAUAAGUAAGGCUGAUACUGAGGCCAAACAGGCACAAAUGACGCUUAAGCACACUCAGGCUGAGCUGAAGACCAAGCAGGCCGAGGUGAAAAAGAUGGACAGUGGCUAUAAAAAGGACCAGGACAGCCUACAGGUUAUCAGAAGCAGCAGAGAGAAAUUAGAGGCUGAGCUUGCCAAACUCAAAUAUGAAGAUGGGAAGGAGGAAAGUCUUCUGGAGAAGAGGAGACAGCUGUCCAGAGAGGUUGCUCAUCUUAAAGAGACCUAUGAGCGGCUUGUGUCUCGCUUCCCGAACCUGCGCUUUGACUACAAAGACCCUGAAUCAGGAUGGAACCGCAGCAAAGUGAAGGGGCUGCUGGCGAACCUGAUCUCAGUCAGCGAUGUUUCUUAUGCGACCGCCCUAGAGGUGGUAGCCGGAGGACGACUGUAUAACAUUGUCGUCGACACAGAGGUGACUGGUAAAAAGCUGCUGGAAAAGGGCGAGUUGCAGCGGAGGUACACCAUCAUUCCACUGAACACUAUUUCAGCUAAGACGCUGGAUGACAGAGUGGUCAAAGCUGCCAAGAACCUGGUGGGAGAAGACAAUGUCCACACAGCGCUGUCCCUGGUGGGCUACGAAUCUGACGUACGCAAAGCCAUGGAGUACGUGUUUGGCUCCACGAUGGUGUGCGACACCCUAGACAACGCCAAGAGGGUGGCUUUUGACAAGCGGGUGAUGACCAAGACCGUCACUCUUGGAGGAGACAUUUUUGAUCCACAAGGAACUCUGAGUGGAGGAGCCCGCUCACAGUCUGCAUCUGUGCUGUCCAGCCUGCAAGAGGUGAAGCAGGUUCAGAGCGACUUGAAUGUAAAAGAAGCCCAGCUGAGGGAAAUAGAGCAACAACUGGCCAGCCUGAAGGGAACCGCUGACAAGCACCGCCAACUGAAGCAGCAGCACGAGCUGAAGGUGGAGGAGGAGCAGAUUUUGCAAGCCAAGCUGCAGCAGAGCUCCUUCCAUCAGCAGCAGGAGGAGCUGGAGAGGCUGCGCAAAGCCAUCGAGGAGAGCGAGGAGACUCUGCGUGUUACCAAGGAUGUGCAGAAACGUGCAGAGGAGAAGUACAAAGUGCUGGAAGACAAGAUGAAGAAUGCAGAAUUAGAGAGAGAGAAGGAACUGAAAGCUGCCCAGAAGAAGCUCAACGCAGCCAAGGCCAAAGCAGACGCCUUCAACAAGAAUCUCAAACAGAAGCAGCAGGAGUCUGAUGCUGUGGCCUUGGAGCUGGAGGAGCUGCAGAGGGAGCAGACUGGUUAUGAGCAGCAGAUUCAAGCUGUGGAUGAGGCCACCAAGGCUAUCAAGGAGCAGAUUGACAGCAUGGCAUGCACAGUGUCUCAGAACAAGGAGGCAGUCCAAAAGGCCCAGGAGGAACUCGCCAAGCAAAAGGAAAUCAUCAUGGCUCAGUUUAAAGAAAUGAAGGGUAAGACCAUGGAGGCCAAUAAGAUCCGAGAGCAAAACAACGAAGUUCAGCUGAAGAUUAAGGAACUUGAACACAACGUCAGUAAACACCACAAAGACAGCCAGAAUGCAUCUGAUGAGGUGGCUCGCAUGCUGGAGGAACAUGAUUGGAUCCAGUCCGAGCGCCAGUUCUUUGGCCAGCCCAACUCUUCUUAUGACUUUAAGAUCAACAACCCCCGCGAGGCCGGCCAGCGGCUCAAGAAGCUCCAGGAAACCACCAACAGGCUGGAGAGGAACGUCAACAAACGCGCCAUGAACAUGCUGAAUGAAGCAGAGGAGAGGUACAAUGACUUGAUGAAGAAGAAGAGGAUCGUGGAGAGCGACAAGACAAAGAUCUUGCAGACCAUUGAGGAACUGGACCAGAAAAAGAAUGAGGCUCUGAAUUUGGCCUGGCAGAAGGUCAACAAGGACUUUGGUUCCAUUUUCUCCACCUUGCUACCAGGAGCCACGGCUAAGCUAGCACCCCCACAGGGCUGCGGCGUCUUGGAUGGCUUGGAGUUCAAGGUGGCUCUCGGAACUACUUGGAAGGAGAACCUGUCGGAGCUGAGUGGGGGGCAAAGGUCUCUGGUGGCCUUGUCACUCAUCCUGGCCAUGCUGCUCUUCAAGCCUGCUCCCAUCUACAUCUUAGAUGAGGUGGACGCCGCACUGGACCUCUCGCACACACAGAACAUCGGGCAGAUGCUCCGCGCACAUUUUAGACACUCUCAGUUUGUGGUGGUGUCCCUCAAGGAUGGCAUGUUCACCAACGCCAACGUCCUCUUCAAGACCAAGUUCGUGGAUGGCAUGUCCACCGUGACGCGCAGUGCCCUCAACCAGAGCGAUGCCAACCUCCCCCACAAAGGUCACGACAAGGCACGAGCCAAAGACAGGAGGGUGAAGUAGCUUCCAUCCUUGUCACACAUUUUGUUAAUUUGUCCUUUUUUGUACGAUAAAGCCUGAAUAACAUAUGGCUGUUACUUUUAUAGCGCUCUUCACCUAAAACUUUGUAUUUCACCUCUCUUACUUUGUCUUUUCCAGUCAUGACUUUUGCUCCUUUUACGUGUUUUCAUGUUAAUAAAAGACAUCAAAUGUUGAGAUUGUAA
This is a messenger RNA of Doryrhamphus excisus (bluestripe pipefish), 3951 nucleotides long. RefSeq names its product structural maintenance of chromosomes 2 (gene smc2). The record is from RefSeq and is a predicted model, not a curated record. Gene Ontology annotation, biological process: chromosome organization. Gene Ontology annotation, cellular component: chromosome. NCBI's taxonomy places the organism in Eukaryota, Metazoa, Chordata, Actinopteri, Syngnathiformes, Syngnathidae. Gene Ontology annotation, molecular function: protein binding; ATP hydrolysis activity; ATP binding.